This is a messenger RNA of Gekko japonicus, 3361 nucleotides long. Its product is annotated as C-type mannose receptor 2-like. The record is from RefSeq and is a predicted model, not a curated record. The annotation marks the transcript as partial. The transcript has 14 exons. Gene Ontology annotation, molecular function: signaling receptor activity. NCBI's taxonomy places the organism in Eukaryota, Metazoa, Chordata, Lepidosauria, Squamata, Gekkonidae.
GGGGCAACGAAUGGGUGAAGUAUCAGGAUGCUGAAUACAAGUUCUUCAGCCUCCAUUCAACUUGGGUGCAAGCCCAAAGGAUCUGCACCUGGUUCCAGGCUGAGUUGGCAUCCGUUCACAGCCAAGCUGAGCUGGAUUUCCUGGGUCAAAACCUGAAGAAGCUCCCGAGGGGCCAGGAUCAGUACUGGUGGAUUGGGCUGAACACCUAUGAGAACGAUGGACGCUUUCGGUGGUCUGACCGUUCCCUCCUGAACUUCAUCUCAUGGGCACCAGGCAAGCCACGGCCGAUCAGCAAGGACAGGAAGUGCGUCUACAUGACGGCCAACCAAGAAGACUGGGGCGACCAGAAGUGCCACACGGCCCUGCCUUUCAUUUGCAAGCGCGGCAACAGCACUGCUGUGUGGCCCUCCCUCCCCUCCCUCCCCGCCCCGACUCCUGGCGGCUGCGCCCAAGGCUGGAGUACGCACAGAAAUAAGUGCUUUAAGAUAUACGGGCAAGAGCAGGUGACCUGGCCUGAGGCAAAGCGCACCUGUGAGGUUCAGGGGGGCACGCUGGCCACCAUUUCCAAUCACAUGGAGCAAGCUUUUAUCACCACUCUUCUCCCGAAUACAACCGUUGACCUGUGGAUCGGCCUCCAUGAUGCCAAGAAGGAAUUCCAGUGGGUGGACUCUGAACCGGUCAAGUAUAUGAACUGGGCCCCUGGUGAGCCAUCUGGCUACGGAACCUCACCAGCCAAUGAGAAGCCGACCAACUGUGCCAUCCUUUGGCAUAGCUUCCCACCCCCGUUCACCGGUCGCUGGGAUGACAGGAACUGCCUGGAGGAGAAACACGCCUUCCUCUGCCAGAAGAGCAAAGACCCCACUCUUGCCCCUUCUCCAGCAGACGUCCCUCCUGCUGCCAACUCCACCCUCUCGUAUCUCAGUGGUGUCUAUCGCAUCCUGACGAAGCCGCUCACGUGGCAGGAGGCUGUGCUUCUCUGUGAGAGCUUCAACGCAAGCCUAACCCACGUGAUGGAACCCUACACACAGGCCUUCCUCACCCAAGCAGUCAACCGCGUGCGUGGCCCACUCUGGAUCGGCUUGGCCAACGAGGAGGGACGACGGAGUUAUGUGUGGUUCACAGACGAGACUCUUUCCUACACCAACUGGCAGGAUGGAGAGCCACAGCAACUCGUGGGAUGCGCCUACAUGGACGUAGACGGGACCUGGAGGACUGCUGCGUGUGACACCAAGCUGCAGGGGGCCAUCUGCAAGAGGAACACAGGGCUCCCUUCCUCACACAGGUGGAACUAUAACGGCAGCUGCCCUCAUUCUGUAGAAGAUUCCUCUUGGAUCCCCUUCCGGAACCACUGCUACGCCUUCCACAUGGAGGUCAUGGUGGGCCCAAAGGAAGCUGUGAAGAAGUGUCAGAAAGUUGGCGGUGCCGUGCUGUCUGUACAAGAUGAGAUGGAAAACGUCUUUGUUUGGGAACACCUGCAAGCCUAUGAGAUGCCAUCCAAGGGGGCUUGGCUGGGUAUGGCCUUUAACCCCAAAGGGGGCACGCUUGUCUGGCACAACCACGUGGCUGUGAACUACUCCAACUGGGGACGGCCAGACGCGGGACCGAACAUGCUCAGCCCAAAUAGCUGCUACUGGAUACAGAGCAGUGACGGGGCCUGGGGCCUGGGCUCCUGCUCCAAUGUCACUAUGGGGGUCAUCUGUAAGGCAGCUCGAGUGGAAGAAAGCAACUUUCCCAAAUCAGCUUUCCUGGAGAACACAAAGGCCAUUGUUGUGGUCAUCCUUUCCUCUUUAGCUCUGUGCACUUUGGUCGCGAUAGCCAUCUACCUGUACAAGCGCCAGUGGAUCUCAGAGCAGAGGGCUUUUGAGAGCGCCCGCUACAGCCGCACCCACUCCAACCCCAGCGAAUCUGCCGAGAAGAACAUUCUGGUGUCUGACAUGGAGAUGAACGAACAGCAAGACUGAUGGUGCGAUUGAUAGGGAGGGGGAGAGCAGGAGGGAAGGAAGGAGAGCGUAACAAACCACUAAGGUGAUGUGAAGAAGAAGCACAAAAGAUUUUUCCCCCCUUUGGGAACCCCAGUUCUGGCGUGUGUGACACCAAAAGAAAACCCAACCUGGCCCUACCCGGGGACUUCAGAAGGAUGGGAAAAGGUAGUUCAUCUCUUGGACAAAAUCUCCCUUGGCACACUAUGGAGACUGGGCAUGAUCUUCUCCACUUCUCCUUAGAGACUGAAGACACAAGCGUCCCUUCCGCCUGGUCACAAUACCAAUAGGGAGAAGAGUCUUGUAGGACUUUCAAAUUUAUCUCUUGGUAAGAAUGUGCCUUGCUAUAUUGUAUUACCUCCUGGAGCCAUGUACAUAAUUAAAGAAUGAAAGGCCUUGAGUUGGUUAACGAUGGUUUGGCGUGCUGUUCCUCCAAAGUUGAGACCCACUUAAAAGUAGUUUCCCUUCCAGCCACUUGGCCACCAUGACAGUCAUCCUACUUCAAAAGGGCUGUGGCCAUAGUUACACCCUCUUUGGGGGACAUUUUGUGCCUACAUGUAGUAGCCAAAGGCUGUUCGUGUUCUAUAAUUCUCUUCCCUUCUUGCUUUAAUCCUUUAAAGAAGUGCAAUAAGACAGUAUGUUUUUUCAGCUUCUGGAAUCAUAUGCCGUUCCGCUGGGGUAAUCCAGGUGUGGACACUAGAUAACCAGGAGCUGGGGAGAGGCCACCCACCCCGGGGUGAUGGUGUCUGAUGAAGUGUGGAGCAAAGAGACUUCCACGGGAAAUGUGGACCCUGCAAGCGGAAUUCCUCUUUGUCCUCGGGACCCAGUCCGUGGGAUGGCUGUGCGAAGGACAACGGGAGGCAUAGAUUUAUUUUACUUUUUUUCCCCUACUCAGAUAAUUAUGGAGGUUAUUGUACAAAUAUAUAAGAAGAAAUUGGUGAGUUUCACUUAAGCUGGAUAUUAAGUGUUCACAAAAAUACUUAUCUUUUGCAUUUUAAUCCUGGCAUCUGAAAACUGCCGUAACAUUCCAUUUCAUAGGGAGUUUAGGAAACAAUCUCCGCUCUCCCUGAAUGCCUUCUGCUUAUUUCUGGAGUAUUGUUUUGGUUUGGAGAAAGAUGUUCAUACCUAUUGAUUCGUCAUUUGUUUGUUCAGCACCUUCUUUUUGCCCAAGAGACUGUUUCUGAGGCUGACCCUUCCCCGCCAGGGGCUCUGCUGUGAAAUAGGCAAAGCAAGAUGCUUCUGAGUAUGUUGUACAUUGUGAUUUUGCCUCAUUGGUAAGUAGCCACGGACAGCUUUUCGAUUAGACCAUAAGCAGAAGCUGAGACGUGAAGGCCCUAAGCCUGUGAACCUUGCGUUUUGCACGCCAGUGAAGUGAUGCCAAA